This is a messenger RNA of Aspergillus fumigatus Af293, 1101 nucleotides long. RefSeq lists its product as uncharacterized. The record is from RefSeq and is a predicted model, not a curated record. NCBI's taxonomy places the organism in Eukaryota, Fungi, Ascomycota, Eurotiomycetes, Eurotiales, Aspergillaceae.
AUGUCGACGCCGGUCAUGAUGACUGCCACGGCUCUCCCGUCGGGUGUUAGUCGCCCUCCAACAGUGGACCGAAAGGAUAACCAUGGAGGGCUGGUUGUGGUGAUCACCGGCUUUUGCUUGGUCCUGGUACUUUCAUCCCUGGCCGCUCGGACGUUUUCCUUGUGCAAAAGGCGGGUCAUCCAGAAAGAUGACUACGGGUUUAUGGCUGUAGUGGUUGUUGCACUAUCGCAGACGUCUCUGGUAUUGGCGCAGGCUCACUACGGCUGGGGAGCAACCGAAGAGGUGCUCUCCGCAACAGAGGAGAGAAUGCUCAAGAUGGGAUACGCCUCCGAUAUUCUCUUCAUUGUCACCCUCGGCCUGUCGAAGAUAACCACCACCGUCUUCUACAUGACCCUUUUCAAGCAGAAACUCCAUGCUGUCAUCCGAGGUCUUCUAGUCGGAGGAGGUAUCUGGGUUAUACUGUCGGUGAUAUUGGUAGCAGUCCGAUGUAGCCAACGACCAUGGCUCGAUAUCGACGCACAAUGCAGCGGUUUGUUCCAAAGAUGGCAGGCAAUCACCGCUAUUGAUGUCAUCAUCGAAGUCCUCCUCAUUCUCUACUCCGCCCGAGCGAUAUACAGCAUCAAGAUCUCCACACUACAGAAGAUUGUCGUCUUCGGCACCCUCAGUUGUCGAACCAUACUCAUUCCCCUGUCCGCUACGCAUCUCUACUACAUCAAGGUCCAGCUAGAUUCAGAUAACCCAACCCUCUAUGGCGCGUUCGCCAGCAUCACCGCAGAACUCUACCUUGCCAUGAGCGUUGUUUGCCUCGUGGCCUCGUUCAUGAAGCCCGUGCUGGCCGUCUAUGUCGACGAGUACGGCAUCGCCUACACGGACGAGAUAUCACCGCCGAACUCGAAGCUGCGAAGUCAUACGUCGUCUGAGAGCAGGUCGCGUCGGUUGCGGCGGUCGGAGACAGAAUACGAUCGUAGCUGGGAGCGGAUGCCUGAUCGGACCAUCCCCGCUGCUUCAGGGGGACGCAUCAUGAAGACAGUGCAGAUUAGUGUGAGUGAUGGGCCGAUGGAGCUUGAGAGGCGGGAGCCGGAAGUCGUGAUUGGUGUAUAA